This is a messenger RNA of Chenopodium quinoa (quinoa), 1007 nucleotides long. RefSeq lists its product as uncharacterized. Lineage: Eukaryota; Viridiplantae; Streptophyta; Magnoliopsida; Caryophyllales; Amaranthaceae. The record is from RefSeq and is a predicted model, not a curated record. The transcript is spliced from 2 exons. The coding region runs from base 407 to 709 and encodes 100 amino acids.
CACAAUCAUAAAACACCUUGUAAAAACUAACAAUGACGCGUAUGUCACAUCUUAUAAUCAGAGCGUUAUUAUAAUAACUUUGUUUUUCAUUUACCUAUCACUCCAUACGUAAUACUUAAUCCAUAAAUCUAAUUUUAAACAUGAUUAGUAUUCUUGAUACAACUUUAAUAAUGUUACCCUAAAAUAGCAACAAUUUAACCCAUACAAAGAAUCCCAAAAUCACACCUUGAAGAUUCUUUCCUGGUAUUAUUAUUCAUCCACCCAGAAAUUAACUGCAGUUUCACAAUUAAUCAUCAUUAUUAUUUACAUCUUUCUCCCACAAAUUCAAUUCGCAGAUUAGGAGAGAGAAAAUCACUGAGAUACCCAGAAAAAUAAAGGUUGAUUACAUUUUGGUUAGAGACUGAAUAUGAGUCUCGCCUGUCUUGUGUGCCACAGUGUAGAAAGCCCGUCACAUUCAUUCAGAAGUUACUCUGUGUCUAGUUCAGACAAUGAUGGAAGAUGUUCAGCAAUGGCUAACUGCUUGAGUCGGAAGCUUGCAAUUCCUCCACCUAGGGGAAACCCAGUCACAUCAUCGUCUAAAGUGACUCCACAGCCAGAUAUAUCAAAUCGGGGUGAUAUUUCAGGUCCUCCGCGCCUAGUUAGAAGUCGUGCUGUCAGAAGGGACCAAGUCAGAAACUGGAAUUUCGAGGUUAUUGAGCUACAGCAGUAGUUUAGCUAAUAUGACCAAGAGAAUAGACUGCUUCUCUGGGUAUUGUUUAGAUAUAGUUAGAUCCCUCGGUCUUUCAUCCUCCUUUCUCUCCCACUGUCAACAUUAUUUUCCCACUAGCUUCUUUAUGUAACUGAAUUUCGUUAGAUUAAUGUCUUUUUCUUGUCAGGAUGACUGAAUUAUGUCAUUGUGUCCAAUCUUUUACAUGAAAAUCUUGUGCAUAUUAAUAAUAGUCGAUGUGAAGUACUCAGCUCAUUAUUUUAAAACUGCAGUCACAAAGGUUUAAGAUAAUUAUAUGCAA